AUGUCUGAAACUCGUGAACAGUUUUUACAGCGGGUCAUCAGGUUCAGGGCGAAUCCACUCGGGCUUGGCCCACAGACACACUGCAAGGACUACGAAGCCACCAACGCGGACAAGGACGAGAAGGGCACUACCAUCACGAAGAACACCUGCCACGCAUUCAUCGACUAUUACAACAGCCGCGAUGAAUGGUGCCAGUGGAGGGUGCCCGGCAAAGCUGUCAUAGUUGCCGGCGUGGAUGGUAAAGCUACGAAUAGCACAGCUACGAAUGGUAUAGUUACAAAUGGCACAACUACGGACCGCGGGGGCAGUCCCAGACCGCCUGUUGAGGGAGAAGGCCAGUGGUAG
This is a messenger RNA of Anthostomella pinea, 345 nucleotides long. The record is from the annotation of a GenBank genome assembly. NCBI's taxonomy places the organism in Eukaryota, Fungi, Ascomycota, Sordariomycetes, Xylariales, Xylariaceae.